AUGUCUUCAGCAGCUGCCGCAACUCAAAAUGCGGCAACACCUGCUAGUAGUGUAGCUGCUUCAAGAUCAGCUGUCUCUUCCGCAGCAGCAACCUCCUCAGCUGCCGCCUCGACAUCUGCCGUAGCUUCGAGUGCCGCCGCUUCUUCAUUUGCUCCAAGUAGUAGUGCAUCUGCAUCGGCGGCUGGAUCUACGUCUGCCAGUGCAUCUGCGUCCACAUCUGCAGCUGCUGCGUCAUCAUCAAUUUCAGCCUCAGCCUCAGCCUCAUCUUCAAUUUCAGCGUCCUCCUCUUCCUCAAAAACUUCGACCGCCAAUCUCAUUGACGCCACAAGCACUUCCUCGACAUCCAGCAAGAAGGGUUUGAGCGGAGGAGCAAUAGGUGGUAUAGUGGCUGGAGGUAUAGUGGGUUUAUUAGCACUGGCUUUGAUGAUAUGGAUCUGGAAACGGAAAAGAAGGACAAGGGGAGAGAAAGUACCGCCUCCACCGCCGAUGAGACAUGCUCCAGCCUCGAAUAUGUACGGGACUGGGCGAGCUGCGACUGUGGGUGCCGGUGGAAUGAGCCAUCAACGUCAACCAAGCGCUUACUCAUCUUUAAUGGCUCCUCCCCGUCCCUCUUCCACAUUCGCCUCCCACUCCCGAUCACCCUCUUCACACAUCAACUACCCCAUCACCACUAUGGCAACAAUGAAUCACGAUGGUUCACCGCCCAUGCCUCCAUCCACAUCUUCUAAUUCUGGAUCUUCACAUUCCCCUCCCAUGUCAACAGGAACCAAUACUCCCGCGAAUGCUUUACCUUCUCCCGCUCCUGGAGCUAAGCCCACUCUUGCUCCAAUAGACACAUCUCUCUCAAGAGGUGGUUCUGCUUCCAGUGACGAUCUUCGAGGUGGUGCAAUCCGACCGCCCAGGCACGUAAAUUCCAUUGAUCGAUUAAGGGGAGAAGGUAAUGGUUCUGGACCAGGAUCUGAAAGAGCACCUUCACCUGCAUCAUCAAGACAUCCAUCUGAAUCAGGAAUAGAUUAUUCCAGAGGUAACUCACCUCAUACUUCGAUGAUGGGUUUACCUUCUUCACCUGGAAGACAAUCAUACUCCGCACCAAGAUCACCCAGUGGAUAUCCCAGACCUGGAAGUAUGGCUUCAUUAGGUUCAUCAAGGUAUCUGCACGUCGGACCUGCUGGAAGAGCGCCACAUCAAGGUAGACCGAUAAACUUGACGAUGCCUUCCCUGUUAGGUGCCCGACCAGAUGAGAAUGGUGAUUUUUUUGGUCAUUCAGGUAGAUACGAUAGUGGUUAUCAAUUAGGUUUGGAUGAAAUGGGUAGAAUGAGAAAAACAUCAAACAAUACCAAUAGACAAUACAAUGAACAAGAUUAUCAACCUUCACCUAUACAUACAAGAAUACCUUCAAGUCAAUCGUUAUCAAACAGGUCAAGGAACGGGUCAGAUGAGAACAGCGAUGUACCCACAAUACCGGAAGGUGGUGUUCCAAAUAGAUAUCAAAAUCGUACGCCUAGACAAGAAGUAGCAGAUCCUCAUACGGUAUUACAAAGACAACUAUAA
Kwoniella shivajii is the source of this 1551-nucleotide messenger RNA. RefSeq lists its product as uncharacterized. NCBI's taxonomy places the organism in Eukaryota, Fungi, Basidiomycota, Tremellomycetes, Tremellales, Cryptococcaceae. The record is from RefSeq and is a predicted model, not a curated record. Bases 1 to 1551 code for a protein of 516 amino acids. The transcript has 4 exons.